UGAGAUGCAUAUUUUGAUCUUAAACUCUCCUAAAACCUGCUGUGGAACUGUUGUGAUAAAGCAAAUCCAUUACCAAAUAGGGAGGAGAGAAAAUAUUGACAAAAAAAAAAAACACUUGGAAUGUCCAAAAUUAACUACAUUUAUACUUUACAAGUAGAGUUUCUGGGGCUUGGUUUAACUCUUUCUGGGGCUUGGUUUGCACAACAUUUUAUUUUUGUGGAAAUGUUCUGAAGUGCUGUGACUUUACAUCUGAAAGAUCCUGCAGCUUCAAAUCAGGCCACUGAACUAAGACUGUUGCAACAGUCUUCAACCAUCUCAAUGUCGCCCUGCUUCUUCACACACUCCACUGGCUUCCAGUUGAAGCUCAUAACUGCUACAAGGCCAUGGUGCUUGCCUACAGAGCAAGAAGAAGAGCUUCUCCUCCUUACCUUCAAACAAUGGUGUUCCUGUACACAGUUCCAACACCAUUGUGAAGUUUGCAGAUGAUACCACGGUGGUAGGCAUGAUCAGUGACAAAGACAAGUCAGCCUACAGGGAGGAGGUCAAGUGCCUAAUGGCAUGGUGUGCCCACAACAAGUGGGCACACCAUUAGUUUUCUUUGCACAACAACGCAAAGAAAACUAAGUAGCUCAUUGUGGAUUACAGGAGGUCAAAAGGCUGCAGUCAUGCCCCAGUUCUUAUCGACAGCACUAAAGUGGAGCGUGUGUCCAGCUUCAAUUUCCUGGGGAUCCACAUCUCCUAGGACCUCUCCUGGACCCUCAACACCUCAGCCCUGGUCAAAAAGGCACAGCAGCGUCUGUACUUUUUUAGGAGGCUAAAGGAGGCCCACCUGUGCUCCAAGAUACUUGGGAACUUUUACUGCUGCACAUUCAAGAGCCUACUGACUAACUGCGCCACUGUAACGGGUGGUGAAAAUCGUCUAGCCCAUCACUGGUGCCCAGCUCCCAGCCAUCGUAGACCUCCAGCGCAGGGCGCACGGCAUCUUCAGGGACCCUUCACAUCCAGGCCACAAACUGUUUGCCCUCCUACCAUCAGGCCGGCGGUACAGGUAUCUUCAUUUCCGCACGAGCAGGCUCAGGAACAGUAUCUUUCCAUCUACUGUAACCCUGCUGAAUGCAGUGACACAUCAUUAACCAUACCCCCCCUCCUCUCAGGGACCUUGUUGCACUACUCCCUUUGUAUAACUGGACUCAGUUGUUACAGGCUUGAUGAUUACCUGACAAGUCUAAUCAGAUGUGCUAGAUCUGGAAUAGAACAAAUACAUGGAGGGUUGGCUGGGGGUCCCUGAGAAGGAUGACUACAUCUGCUCUCAAGUUAUGUAGAGUACAAGCUUUGUUCAAACAGGACGGAGCACAGACAUGCGCGUGGCAGUGAUUGGAGCUGGGGUCAGUGGCCUGUCCACAGCUCAGAGCAUCUUUGAACAGUACCACUCUUUAAUCAUUCCUCUGACCAUUGAGGUAUACGCAGACCGCUUCACUCCUCUGACCACCAGCGAUGGGGCUGCAGGAUUCUGGCAGCCAUACCUCUACGACAAAGGCAAUGUCCAGGAGACUAAAUGGUGUAAGGAGACAUUUGACUAUCUGCUGAGUUUUCUGCGUUCCCCAGACUCUAUCAAAAUGGGUAUUUUCCUCCAGUCUGGCUACAACCUUUGCAGUGAGUCUGCACCAGAUCCCUCUUUUAAAGAUAGUGUUCUGGGCUUCAGAACGCUUACAGAGAGAGAGCUGGAACUGUUUCCUGGAUACAGUUAUGGGUGGUUCAACACUGCUCUCAUGGUGGAGGGAAAGACAUACUUGCCUUGGCUGAUGGACUGGUUACGAGAAAGAGGAGUGAAAUUUUACCAGAGGAAGAUAGAGUCAUUCAAAGAGCUUGUAGACAGUGGGGUGGACAUCAUCAUCAACUGCACAGGGGUGAGGUCAGGUGACCUCCAGUUUGACCCUGAACUCACACCAGGCCGUGGGCAGAUACUAAAGGUGCAAGCGCCAUGGUUAAAGCAUUGGAUCAUCACCCACAGUUUCACAGCUGGAACCUACAAUGCACCAUACAUCAUACCUGGAAGUCAGUCAGUGGUGGUUGGUGGCUGUUUCCAGAUAGGGAACUGGAGCGAGCAAAACAAUUCUGAGGAUCACCAGAGGAUCUGGGAGGCGGCCUGCAAGCUGGAACCCAGCCUUAAGCAUGCCCAGAUAGUGGAGGACUGGACAGGGCUCAGGCCUGUUCGCAGUAAAGUUCGACUGGUGCGAGAAUCCAUGCAAUCUGGACAAUCCAAAUUUGAGGUGAUCCACAACUAUGGCCACGGAGGGUUCGGAUUGACCAUCCACCGAGGUUGUGCCCAGGAGGCAGCUAGGCUUUUUGGGGAGAUAUUGGAGCUGAAGGACUGGGUGCCAAAGUCUAGUUUGUAAAGCAGAAUUAGCAUCAGUAGCACUUCAAUUUUAACAUCAUAACCGUUUAUAUGGAAACCCACAGAGGAGGACAAUCCUGGACCUUCAGAUAAUAAUCAUGUCUAAAUCAGAGGUUGAAUAGUAGUUAUCUUGAUAAACCCAAGAUCAGUUUUCUUUAAACACAAAGGGCCAGUUACAAGGACGCAUCUUAAGCCUAAUCUUAGAUGAAGAAGUCAAGCUCAAUGGAUUGUGGACCUACGUUUAUACUGGUUGAGUAUAUUAGCUAAUAGUAUAUAAAGAUGUAAGUGGUGAAUAUAUCCUAUCUAUUAAUUUACAUUAUAUUUUGACAGGACUAGGCUUAGUCUGUGUCUGGGAAACUGGCCUAAAGACUACCAAAUGGCUGAAUGCCAUCCAUCGGCAUAGCUUUUAAUGAAUUUGCCAAUUGUCUUUGUUUUAUAAUCAUACUAUUAAAUAAUGUAUCUAAUGAAAUUUGAAGUUACACUUUUAUAACUACAAUUUAAUUUUUUGCUAAAAUGCAUACAAAACAUAUUGAAAAUACAGAUGUUAAAAUAAAAAGUUUAAAUAUCUUGAAA
Messenger RNA from Esox lucius (northern pike), 2968 nucleotides. RefSeq names its product D-amino-acid oxidase. Gene Ontology annotation, molecular function: FAD binding; D-amino-acid oxidase activity. NCBI's taxonomy places the organism in Eukaryota, Metazoa, Chordata, Actinopteri, Esociformes, Esocidae. The coding region runs from base 1359 to 2396 and encodes 345 amino acids. The transcript has 12 exons. The record is from RefSeq and is a predicted model, not a curated record.